Messenger RNA from Tetrahymena thermophila SB210, 417 nucleotides. RefSeq lists its product as hypothetical. NCBI's taxonomy places the organism in Eukaryota, Ciliophora, Oligohymenophorea, Hymenostomatida, Tetrahymenidae. The transcript has a single exon. The record is from RefSeq and is a predicted model, not a curated record.
AUGGUCUAAAUGUAAAUGGAAAAUGCUUAAAGGAAAAUGAAAAGUGUCCCAAAGGAUAUUUUCUAGAUUAAUUCGAAAAGAUUUGCAAGCCUUGUGAUGUUCCUUUUUGCUUAGAGUGCUCUCAGUCAAAGUAGUGCUAAAAAUGUUCUGAAGGAUUCAUUUUAGAUAGCUAUUAAUCCUAAUGUAUCGCAGAUCAAAGUUAGUAAUAAUGGGAAAAGUAUUAUAAAUAUACUUGCCCAAGCUUAUUCAAAGAAAGUUAAGGCGAUUGUAUCCAAAAAAAUAUUUGCUCUUCAUUUAAGUUUUAAAAUUAAAAUCAAUUUGAUGGAUAAAUUAGCAAAGUAAUUGAGCUUUAGUCUAAAAAUUAUAUCUUAGGAAUAAGCAAAACUUAAGCUAUUUUAUUUGAAGGAAUAAAUAUGA